AUGUCAGCUAUUCUUCUGGGAAUGUGGCUGUGGACUCAGUAUGACGCCAUACUCACGAGGAGGCGGGUGAAGAAAUACAACCCUCCAGUACCCCUGGAAAAGCCAACGUUUCUGACCAACACCGUGAGCAUCUUGAUAGUGACCAUUGAUACACCAGACGGCUUUACAAACACGCUGCGCACUUGCCUUGCCAGCCAGCCUAAGGAGAUCAUUGUUGUUACGAUUCGUCGCGAUCUUGCACGAGUCGAAGCCCUUGUAUCUCCUGUUCUUAACGAGACUAACAAUGUGCCAAUUACCAUUCUGACUGUUCCGAAGCCUGGAAGACGGACACAGAUGGCUCUUGCCGCACGAGAGGCUACUGGUGAUAUCAUGUGUUUCGUUGAUGACGAUACAGUGUGGCCAAGCAACAAAGUGUUGCCAUAUCUCCUCGCAGGGUUUGAGAACCCAAAGGUCGGGGGCGUAGUCGGUCGACAAAGUGCUUGGAUCCCUAAAGAACGUCAGAGCCCUGACGCCCUUACACCUUGGGAAGUAGCAGCUAUCCGCAAACUAUCAAGCAACAACGAGAAGCAGAUGCUUCUUCAUGCCAGUGGAGGUGGCAUAUGGUGCUUAACAGGUCGAACCAUGUUACUUCGGACUGCUGCUAUAAAGCCUGGUACAUUCCUAGACGAAUGGACAAAUGAAAUAUUCUGGGGCCGACUCAUUCAGACGGGCGAGGAUAGCUUUUUGACUCGCUGGUUGCGUGAUAAUGGCUGGGAAUUGUUUCACCAAGACGCCCUCGAGGCUGAAGUGUUCACUGAGGUCAAAACCGACUCAAACUACAUUGGUCAACUUAUUCGUUGGCGACGUAAUGGAUUCCAGGCCUUCAUCAUGCAGCUUUUCGUCGAUCCUGGGUUUCGAGUUAUCUACAGAAGGGAUACUUAUUUUGCCCGAAAACUCGCCGAAGAAUUGGGCCGGCCUCUUAUCACUCUUGUCCACCUUGUUGGCUGGGUAUUGUCCAUUAUGUACUCACCCCGAGUCGCUGUAUGUUUCAUGCUUUGGUAUCUGUUUCAAAUGUUCAGGACCUAUCGGUCUUUCCUUCGUCAAUUCCCCUGGGUUGCUGUAGAGAACAUUUGGGCUGCUAUUGCAAUGGAUUAUUCCUAUCUCAUUCUAGACUACUAUGGGCUACUAACUGUAAGUCAAGAGGGCUGGUUGACUCGCAAUGAUAAGUGA
Fusarium venenatum is the source of this 1209-nucleotide messenger RNA. Its product is annotated as nucleotide-diphospho-sugar transferase. Lineage: Eukaryota; Fungi; Ascomycota; Sordariomycetes; Hypocreales; Nectriaceae. The record is from RefSeq and is a predicted model, not a curated record.